ACAAAAACAAAAAACAUUCAAAUAUUGAAACGAAAAAAUGUUUUCCGCUGGCUUAUUUCUACGCUCAAAAGCCUUCAACCUAAAUUUCGCACGUUACUCAGAGUCAAAGAGCAACUUGCCAAAUCUUAUCUUGUUGGGCGGUGGCCUAGGAAAGAUGCAAGGUGGCAUUAAAGAAGAGGAAUAUUUUAGCUCUGUCAAUCAUGGGCUAAUGUCCAACAUACAAAAGCAUAUUGAAACCUCAAAGAACGCUGACUCUUUGCGUAAAUGGGAGGAAUACCAAAGAACAUUAGAUCACGCAACCCUCUCUGACACCACUUGUACCAACAAAAACAAGGACAUACAUGAAGAAGCCUUUUUUCUGAAUGAGAGCACCGAGUGCUUCAAGGCUAUGAAUAAUCGUGGCAAGAUCCCGGGUAAUACUGAAGAGGAGGAUUCAUAGGCUGCGA
This is a messenger RNA of Drosophila grimshawi, 446 nucleotides long. RefSeq lists its product as uncharacterized. The transcript is spliced from 3 exons. Bases 38 to 439 code for a protein of 133 amino acids. NCBI's taxonomy places the organism in Eukaryota, Metazoa, Arthropoda, Insecta, Diptera, Drosophilidae. The record is from RefSeq and is a predicted model, not a curated record.